AUGAACAUCGAACACAGCUUCGCAUCUGUGGCGCACCUACAAGCGAAUGGGCAGGUUGAGAGCGUGAAUAAACAAAUAGUGGAUGGCAUCAAGGCAAGGCUAGGAAUCGCGCGUAGGGGGUGGGUGGACGAGCUCCCUAGCAUUUUAUGGGCCCACCGCACUAUGCCAAAAACCAGUACAGGCGAAACUCCAUUCAGCCUUGUCUAUGGUUCAGAAGUGGUAAUACUAGCAGAAGUGAGCCUCCCAGCACCACGCAUGAUCGCCAUGGAAAAGCAAGACAACGAGCGCGAACGUCGACUUGAUCUGGACCUUCUCGAAGAACGACGCGAGAAUGCAGCUAUUGCAGAGGCCAGAUAUAAAUCAAAGUUAGAGAAGUACUAUAAUGCUGGAGUACGUGUUUGCACCUUCGUCCCAGGGGACUUCGUCCUGCGCGACAAUGAGGCAUCCAAUGCAGAAAAACAAGGGAAACUAGCGCCUAAAUGGGAAGGACCAUAUAUCGUCCAUGAAGUCCUGGGUAAAGGUGCAUAUACCUUAAAGAGGCUUGACGGAACAAAUGUGUGA
Molecule: messenger RNA, 561 nt
Organism: Helianthus annuus (common sunflower)
Lineage: Eukaryota; Viridiplantae; Streptophyta; Magnoliopsida; Asterales; Asteraceae
Exons: 1
Coding region: 1-561 (186 amino acids)
Molecular function (GO): nucleic acid binding
Source: RefSeq, a predicted model, not a curated record